UCUAUAUUGUGUGUCUUCACGGUGUGCGUAAUGCAGCCGUAGACGCAGCCUGAAUCUAAUUAAAAUUGCAUUAUUUAUUUCAGCGAGUGUUGCCGCAAUUCCCGGUUGGAAGGUGCGCAUGCGCACUAUCUCCUCCUGCUUUAUUAAUUUUUAAUGGAAAUGGCUGCCUUUCCAAUCUAAACCUCUCUGCAAAAGGAAAAACCAAAUCUCGAAAAUAACGAAGGAUUGCAUUAUUCACUGGACUAGAAGGAUAUUCGAUGAAAGGGUCCCAUGAUCCCCAAACAAUUAAGCAGAAAAUGAUGCGCCAGGUUGCCAACAACAACGACUACUGCAUGACCGGCAGGGCCUCCUGCCUGGCAGAAGAUGGCCGACACCCGGCCUCUCACUUUGACCUGUGUGCCUCGCAGCCUAACAAGUUCUAUCCACCUGCCCCGCCUGCAUCCCUGCAGCUGUCGCUGCCUCCGCUGCCUCCGCUGGCACAGAGCCCGCUGAAAGCCGUGUCGUGUCAAACGCUGGACGCCCGCAAUGAGACUCAUCUCCAGGCAGUGGGGCUUAAAGCCAAUGAGGAGACUGAUGAUUCCAAGAAGAAGAAAGGCACUGGGAGGUCUGGGAGACGAGGCAGGCCUUCGGGGACCACAAAGUCUGCGGGCUACAGAACAAGCACUGGGCGCCCUCUGGGAACUACAAAGGCGGCUGGAUUCAAAACGAGUCCAGGGAGGCCUCUAGGCACCACCAAGGCUGCGGGCUAUAAGGUAAGCCCAGGCAGGCCGCCGGGCAGCAUCAAGGCGCUGUCUCGCCUCAACAAACUGGCCUAUGGGACCUGCAGUGGUGCCGCUUUCCCCUAUACAAUGAUGCACAAGCAAGGCUUGUGCGAACCCUCUGGCAAGGAAAAGGAAGCUAACGAGUGAAGUGUGGCCUGUCCGUCUGCCACCUGUCGUAUCUGUGGCUCUCUGAUAUAAAGGGUGUUUAGAUUGGCAGGUAUUUUACUGUCUAUCAGCCUCAAAUGAACCUUUUUUUUAUUUUUGGUAUGUCAGUAUGUUAAACUUUGUGUUUAAAAUGAGACCCAUGGUGAUAUCACAUUAGAGAGGUCACCGUUUAUCCACUACGGGACUGACCGUAUUUGCAUUAAAGUUUGCUCAUUUUUCUUUUCACGAAAGCUGUCGGUUGCAUGCUCGGCUGUGGCAGAAUGAGCGUAGUGCUGGAUAAAAAGUGUUUGCACAUUGAUCAUUUAGCGUUGUGUCACUGCAGCAGUCUCAGAAAGAUAUUAAACAGCAGUAAAUACUUUAGCUCUUACACUCCAAAACAUUUAAUUGAUUAAUGGGCAUUUAUUAAACACAAAUUCUGUAUUUGUAUAUUAAAGAAUAUUUUUCUGAAGAGUUUUGCCCUAAUAUACAUGUAUCAUUCCUAUGAGAAAAAUCACAUUACCACACUUCUAGUAUGAUGGGAGAAAAUAUUGUGUAAAAACACUAUUUAAUCUGCAAAGUGCUUCAUUUUACUCCUCUUUGCACAGGCUGAUAGAAUUCCUAAAAUGAUAGACUUGUUUUAAUUAUGGCCCAUUUUGUGGCUUCAGAACUCUCACACACUCCAAAUAUUUUCUGUGGCCACCGGUUUGACACACAUUAAUCGAGGCAGGAUUUGAAUGACUUGUCAAUUUGUUAGUUGUACAUGACAAAUUAAGGAACCAUUACUCACUGUUUUUUAUGUGGACAAGAAUCUAUAGGGAGACAAUACUAUGAGAAUAUGUGUCAUUUCUAAUGUUUCACCAGGUAUUUUUUUAAAUUCACACGACUAAAGACUAAAAUAUGAGUGUGUUCUAGGUAUAGGUUACACCACAUCGAAAUAAAAAGAGAAAUUCUGUUAAAUAAUUGUCUACUGAAUUUUCGCCUGUGUUUUGAAAUCACUGCACAGUUCGACUGAGAAGUUAUUAUACUGUAGGAUAUGGACACGCUGAUCAUUUAUUUAUAGUAAACAUGCUGCUGUCUUUGGGCUUCAUAUUAUAAGUGUAUUAAUAUUUUGGGGGGAUUUUCACCUUUCCCGUUAAUAUAUUCUUCUAAGGGAAAAAAGUUAUGCUUUCAUUUCCUAUAGUGACAUACACCUUAUAUACCUUUUUGUGGUUGUGUUUUAUUUACUUGGUUUUUAUUUUAUUUGUAUUCAGCUUCUUUGUUUUCAUUCCUCCUUGUACUCCUGCUGGUGCAAUAUCGUGAAAUUCACUCUGCUGGCGAUUCCUCUUAUGAAAAUUUAAAGUUGGAGGCUAAUGAUGUGUUUCAAACAGUACAAAACUGUAAAAUCAUAAAAAGGUUCAUAGGGUAAUUAGAUUAUAUUCCACUGUUAACAGUAUAUUUGCAUUUUACACCGCUUUGUCCUGUGGGUUUAACCUUUGAGCACUACAUAUAUCUUUUUAUAUCUUUCUCAUUAUCCUUAUGAUUAUCAGUUAUUUGCUAAUCAUUGAAUGGUUCGUACCUUACUGGAUCAUCAUUUAAAGGCUUCCCAUCUCUGUGUUUUUCUGCCUACCAACUAAAGAAUCUAAAUUGAGCAAAAAAUACACCAUGAUUUUCACGUAAAUUUCUGUGAUCUUUACACUUCAUUGAGCAUGUUGGGACUUGUAAAGCAGAUUCAGAGCAGAUGAACAAAAAUCAAUUUCCAUUCACAUCAUUUUUAUUAUGACAUGCAUCGUUUUUCGGUUAGACUAUUCGGUUAGAACUAUGUUAUUUAAUGUCUGUCAGUAUGUCUUAAAGUGUGUGUAAUUUGUCAUUUAGAGCUUUUUCAAGUAACCGACAGUUUUAAGUGAAUAAAAAGCUAAGAGACCACAGUGAUGAGGCGUAGGCCGGGCUGUGCACUGGGCAGUGUGUGGCUUAGUGUGCUAAGUCUGUGUGCCUAUAACCCCGAAGUUGCAGGUUCAAACCCUGCCUCAGCACAUCUGUGGGUCCUUGAGCAAAGCCCUUAGCUCCCAGCUCUCUGGCCAAUGCUAUGGGUGGCUGCUCCUCACAGACAGCUUGCUCUGUAAAGAGCAAAUUGAGGGAGGUGUAAAAAAGAAUUUCCUCACAGGGCCUACAAAGGAUCCAUUGUUAUUUACUUUUCUUGGAAUCGCACGCUGUAUGGCUGUUAAGCUGCCUCUUUUGUUGUGCCCACAUCUAACUGUCUUUAUUCAUAUAGUCACGUCAUUUUUUCUUGGCAUCUACGUUGUUUUAAAAUGCACCUUUGUCUGUACAGAACAUGGUGGUGAAAUUUGCGAUGGGUAUGUUCCUUUUUGAACAUAUUACCGGUCCCAGGUAAUUUGCUUUUUUGCCACAUGUGUUUUUCAUUCAGCAGACGUUAUUGAUAUGCAGAUAUGAAAGCUUUCUAUUGGAGAUAUUCACUUACUGGAAUAUUCCAGAGGGGACACUCCUCUGUGACCAGCUUGAGGUUAAUCCAUGAAGGCCUACAUAUUUGACAGCCUCGGGGCCCAAGUUCUAAAAACUUUGACUGUGUUGUUUUAGGAGUUAGAAAAUAAACUAAAAACGACACCAAUGAAAUGCUCUCCAUGUGUGAAACAGGUCGUUUAGAGGGGUCAUUUAGAUUAGCAAUAAAUGAGAAAAAUGUAUGGUACAGUAAUGUAGUGUUGCGUAAGAAGCCAUUUUACUGUCACUACUACCAAAAAUCUGAUGCUUAGCCUCCUUACAAAGUUGUUUUGGGCCUAUGAACAGAAACAGUAAUGGACAUUGGUAAGGACUUUCCCAGCUCGCUCUGACGAAGACUUAUUCUCUCAACAAACAAUGAAUUUUGAACUAAAUGUUAUGUCAUGCAUUGUUAGCAGUUCAUUUGAUCAGAGACGGGACUCUUAUCAUCACAAAGUUGUAUUUUUUUCUUGCAUGAUUGUUAAGUGUGGAGAAUAUUCGUGUAAUAAACAAUUGAAUAUCCUAAA
Messenger RNA from Brienomyrus brachyistius, 3901 nucleotides. Its product is annotated as UPF0461 protein C5orf24 homolog. The record is from RefSeq and is a predicted model, not a curated record. NCBI's taxonomy places the organism in Eukaryota, Metazoa, Chordata, Actinopteri, Osteoglossiformes, Mormyridae. Bases 258 to 908 code for a protein of 216 amino acids. The transcript has 3 exons.